This is a messenger RNA of Manduca sexta (tobacco hornworm), 2505 nucleotides long. RefSeq names its product putative E3 ubiquitin-protein ligase UBR7. NCBI's taxonomy places the organism in Eukaryota, Metazoa, Arthropoda, Insecta, Lepidoptera, Sphingidae. The record is from RefSeq and is a predicted model, not a curated record. Gene Ontology annotation, molecular function: ubiquitin protein ligase activity; zinc ion binding. Gene Ontology annotation, cellular component: cytoplasm. The transcript is spliced from 2 exons. The coding region runs from base 157 to 2331 and encodes 724 amino acids.
GCAGAACAACUUACGGUUGUCAAUUGACCGCGUACUUUGUUUCCAUUUCGUUUACAGAUCUGAAAAAAAAUACUUCGCUCCAAAAAAUACCGGCUUUCGCUUAAUUACUAUUUCUUACCUGAAAUUUCAAUUGUAAUUUCUUGCGAGAAGUGUAAAAUGACGACGAACGGCGUUAAUAACGUCGACGAAUCAGACAUCACAGAAUGUGAUGGGGAAACGGUUGUAACUAUGAUGGAUGUUUUGCAAGAGCAACAGGAAUUUGAAGAAGACGCCAAUGCUGUGCUUGGAGCGUCCGACGAUAAAGAAUGCACGUAUUCGAAGGGUUACAUCAAACGCCAAGCCGUUUAUGCAUGCCUAACAUGUUGUUCAGGAGCCAAAGAUGAUCCUGCCUUGAGAGCUGGAGUGUGCCUUGCCUGCAGCCUCAAUUGCCAUGAGAAUCAUGAGCUUAUCGAACUUUACACUAAAAGAAACUUCAGAUGCGACUGUGGCAACCCUAAGUUUAACUCUCAUCCCUGUCAAUUUACUCCAAACAAAACUGAACUCAAUGAAGACAAUCAUUACAACCAGAAUUUCAAUGGCUUAUACUGUAUUUGCCAUAGAUCAUACCCUGACUUGGAGGCUACUGUGGAAGAUGAAAUGAUCCAGUGCAUAAUUUGUGAAGAUUGGCUCCAUUCAAAUCAUUUAGAAGCAGUUGUUCCUGCUAAUGACUUGUAUGCAGAAAUGAUUUGUAAAUCUUGCAUGGACAAAAAUGAGUUUCUGCAUGAUUACAGCCAACUUGCUGUCAAUUAUGAACAGGAUGUGGAUAUUACUACAGUUAAUGGAAUUGAGAAUUCCAAAAUUGAUGAUGCUAAAAGUCCUGAAUUGAUUAAUGGAAAACUCAACAACUCUGAUGUAAAUGAUUUUGAUGUGGAAAAAGAAGAAACAGAAGUAUCAGGCAAUAUUACUGAUCAAGAAGAUAAACCAGUAACUGAAGAUCAUAAGAAAACAAAUGAUGAAACCAUAAGUAAUUUAGAAAUUACAAGUGUAGAUUGUACAACUGAAACUUCUGAAAACCUAAAGGCAGAAGAAACUAGUGCAACUAUACCAAUGGACAAUGAUAAUUUAACAAGUACAAGUAAUUCUACUGAAGAACUUGAACAAAAUAAUAAACCACACACAACACAACCAAUAAUAGAAAUAAAAAAAGAAGUCGGUAAUGAAACAGAAUUAAAGACAAUUAAUUCUGAACCUAGUAUUCAUGAGAUGAACACACAAGAUACAGAAGAUCAAAAAGAUGAUGAAAACAAUCCUACAACAAAUACAAGCUCAGAACAAAGUGAAAGUAUUAGAGAACAAACAGAAGAAGUAUUAAAUUCUACCAAAAAUUCAGACCAUAACACAAACCUACUUGACACUAAUACAGGAAUCAAUACAAAUAAUGAUGUAAAUGAAAAUGGAUCGAGAGAUAGUGAUAAUAAAGAACUAGACACUGUAUCUUCUACUUUGGAGGGAGAAGAUAAUCAACCUACUGAAAGCAAUAAUUUAACGGAAUCAAAAGACAAUGUAUUGGAAGAAGUACCAGAAAAUACUAAUGCCAAAGUGAAUCCACAAGAGAAAAAUGAUUGUGAGAUUGACUCAUUAGAGGCUGCUACAAAAGAAUUGUCAGAAUUAAUGGAUGAAGGAGAAAGUAACCAAAGUAGCAAUACUGUAGGAAAAACUAAACCAAAUGAAGUACAAAAAGAAAAUAUUUCUGAAAAUCAAGCUACAACUGAUGUAAGUGAUAUGAGAGAUGAAGAUAUGAAUGGUGAGACAAACAAAAAUACUUCUGAUAAUGAAAAUAAAAUUUCUCACAGUACAGAUCAAGAUCAUAAAAGGAAAUUAGAUGAUACAACUGAAGAAGUAUUAGUAAAGAAACAAAAGCUGGACAUAAGUGAGAGUUGUUUAAGGCCUAGAAAUGUCAGAAGAACCAUCAAAGGAGCAGCUUUUUGGCCUUCUACUUUCCGCCAGAAAUUAUGCACUUGCAAUGAUUGUCUUUCUAUGUACAAAGAUUUAAGUGUACUAUACCUCACUGACUUAGAAGACACGGUGACAGCAUAUGAAGCCCUAGGAAAAGAAAAGAUUGAUGGAGGCCCAGCAACACAGUAUGAGAAAGGAUUACAAGCUUUAUCAUCCUUAGACAGAGUUCAACAAAUAAAUGCCUUAACAGAGUACAAUAGAAUGAGGGAUAAGUUGCUAGACUUCCUGAAAAGCUUUAAAGAUAGGAAAGAAAUAGUGAAGGAGGAAGAUAUUAGAGCGUUUUUCGCAGGAAUGAAACCGAGGCGGGAACCCGACGGCGUAUAUUUCUGCAGAUAACUUUUAAGAAUUAAUUUUAUUUGUUUCAAUUGUUUAAUUUCAACAGACUGCAUUCCUGUGUCGAUUUUAAUUUAUAAGUGUGCAUGGCUUUAUGAUUUAGAAAUUCCCUGACAUUCAUUACACAAUAUUCACCUAAAAUAUAUGAUAUAUUGGUAUAAUUGUAGCAUGUGUAAA